AUGUCUGUGCAUAGAGUUUCCAGUGUCAGGGGAACCAAUUAUACCCAAAACACCAGACCUUUUUCCACAAAUAAUCCAUUUAGAAAUGCAUCAUUUGAUUCAAAUAUUGGACAUAAUUCUAGAAGCACAGAUCAACAACAACAAAAUUUUAAUCAAUGGGUUGCAAGAAAUCAAAGUCAAAUGAGUUUUAGUAGUGAUGAUGAAGAUUCGGAAUUGUUUAAACAACCUCCUCCAGUGGUAAGACCUGGUUAUUCUAGAUCGAAUUCUCAGAAUUCAGUGGGUUCACAAGGUAGUUUAGGUGUUAUGCCUCCACCGUGA
Messenger RNA from Hansenula ciferrii, 318 nucleotides. RefSeq lists its product as uncharacterized. NCBI's taxonomy places the organism in Eukaryota, Fungi, Ascomycota, Saccharomycetes, Phaffomycetales, Wickerhamomycetaceae. The transcript has a single exon. The record is from RefSeq and is a predicted model, not a curated record. Bases 1 to 318 code for a protein of 105 amino acids.